CGCGGUACACGACAAUAGCGGAUGUUCUGAUGACAAUCCCGUGUAAAAUGUGAAUAGACUACCUACGCCGUACCAUCACAAUAAUAAUAAUUAAUAAUCAACAUCGCGGCGCGCAUAACAGUGUAAUAAAUUAUUAUAUAACCAUUUUCGUAGUCAUUUGUUUAGUCUAAAGUUUUAUCGCGAUUUAGACUUGCUUUUUACCAUAGGUAGGUACAACAACCACACACAUCUCUUUCAAUAACCGGCCAUUGGAGGAGAACACCAAUCCGGCUCGCAAUACUGUCUGGGCUCAGAAAAACCACUGUGUGCGUAACUGGUAGCGCUAUCUCGCGGACAGUGUACCAUCGGCCGACGACCGAGCGCGUGGUAUAGAUAGCGUCCGCUAAACUCUUCGACCUUCGCCCCGCCACCGACGGCGGCGAUUUUCGAGUACUGCGACACUGGACGCUAAUACGCUAUCUGGCUAACAUGGGCCUGUUGUUCCGCCGAUUGUUGCCGUCGACUGUUGUCGUCUCCUCGUCGUUAAUCUUUCAGAGCAAAAGUCUUAGUAGCACAACAAACAAAAUGGCCGAAGAUUGGAAGAAUGCUAAAUCUGUGUAUGAUUUCACAGUAAAGGACAUCAAGGGAGAAGAUGUAUCGUUGGAAAAAUACAAAGGUUUUGUGUUGAUCAUUGUAAAUGUAGCAUCCAAAUGUGGUUAUACAUCUAAGCAUUACAAAGAAUUAAUUGAGCUGGACGAGAAGUAUCGUGAAAAAGGGUUACGAAUUCUCGGGUUUCCGUGUAAUCAAUUUGGGGGCCAGGAACCCGGUGAUGCUGAAAAUAUUUGUAGCUUUACUGCAAAAAAAAAUGUUAAAUUUGACAUAUUUGAAAAAAUCGAUGUUAAUGGCAAUGACGCACAUCCACUGUGGAAGUAUUUGAAAUCAAAACAAGGUGGUUUGUUGAUUGAUUCUAUUAAAUGGAAUUUCACCAAAUUCAUUGUUGACAAAGACGGUCAACCAGUUGAGAGGCAUGCUGCAAAUGUUAGCCCUUUGAGCCUGGAAAAGAAUUUGGAAAAAUAUUUUUAAAACCUUAAUGAUCAAAACAAUGAUGUGUAAUCAUUUAUAUCUCAAUUUAAUAUAAAAAGUAAUUCAAUUUGUUUUUCACAACAUUAAUAAGGCUGCAAGAUGUAAUACUUAUAUUGGCUAUUAAGAAUUAUUUUUAUUUUAUUUAUUUGUUUUUAGAAUUCUUUAUUUGUUUAAUAUCAUAAUUUUGAUCUUUGAUGUAUAAAGCAAUAAUUAUGUGUAUGCGUGCUUUUUGUUUGUUAAAAUAUGGAUCAGAUCAAUUA
Rhopalosiphum maidis (corn leaf aphid) is the source of this 1322-nucleotide messenger RNA. RefSeq names its product probable phospholipid hydroperoxide glutathione peroxidase. Gene Ontology annotation, molecular function: glutathione peroxidase activity. Bases 469 to 1062 code for a protein of 197 amino acids. The record is from RefSeq and is a predicted model, not a curated record. NCBI's taxonomy places the organism in Eukaryota, Metazoa, Arthropoda, Insecta, Hemiptera, Aphididae. The transcript is spliced from 7 exons. Gene Ontology annotation, biological process: response to oxidative stress.